This is a messenger RNA of Gasterosteus aculeatus aculeatus (three-spined stickleback), 3430 nucleotides long. The record is from RefSeq and is a predicted model, not a curated record. Lineage: Eukaryota; Metazoa; Chordata; Actinopteri; Perciformes; Gasterosteidae.
CGCGCUGUGAUUGGCUGACGGAUCCGUCAGUCACGGUGUCCUUACCGCCCCGUUUGAGAAGGAGCGCACUCUUCGUUUGUUGAUGUCACUCCAGCGUUGAUUUGACUUGAUUUCACAGUGUAAGUCGUCCGUGCUGUUGGAGGUGGUGUGUUUCGGCUGCCUGAUGCUUGGACCCGGGACCGGGCAGCGGAGACGGGCCAUCGGUGCAAACAUGACUGUAGAGUAACGCACGACGUUACUUUCUCCGCUCAGUAUGAACAGCGAGGAAGAGUUUUACGACGCGGAGACGGGGCUGGAAUCCGAUGACUCCUGUGAGGUCAGCUUCAAAGAUGUGACUGACGGCAGCGACGAGCAGGAGAACGGAGUCCGGAGGCGCCGUACAUUGUAUAAUCAAUACCCGGUCACAGGCUUAAAAACAAAAUCCUAUAUGGUCCUAAUGUGUACCAGGAAAACCCUGCCUGCUGAAAUGAUCUCCAGAAACAAUUUCAGUGUGUGGAGUAUACUGAAGAAAUGCAUCGGCAUGGAACUGUCUAAAAUAGCGAUGCCGGUUGUGUUUAACGAGCCGCUGAGCUUCCUUCAGAGGAUCUCGGAGUACAUGGAGCACACUCACCUCAUCCACAAAGCCUGCAGUUUGUCUGACUCAAUAGAACGAAUGCAGGUCGUUGCCGCGUUUGCUGUUUCGGCUGUAGCAUCUCAAUGGGAAAGGACUGGAAAGCCAUUUAAUCCAUUACUAGGGGAGACAUAUGAACUCACAAGAGAGGACGAGGGAUACAGAUUGAUUUCGGAGCAGGUGAGCCACCACCCCCCCGUCAGUGCCUUCCACGCCCAGUCCCUGAAGCAAGAGUUUGAAUUUCACGGCUCAAUUUACCCAAAACUCAAGUUCUGGGGCAAAAGUGUGGAGGCCGAGCCCAAAGGCACCAUGACGCUGGAGCUACUGAAACAUAAAGAAGUGUACACAUGGACAAACCCGAUGUGUUGUGUGCAUAACAUCAUACUGGGAAAACUCUGGAUUGAACAAUAUGGAACAGUGGAGAUAGUCAACCACAGCACUAGGGAUAAGUGUGUGUUGAACUUCAAACCGUGUGGAAUGUUUGGGAAAGAGCUGCACAGGGUCGAGGGUCAUAUCCAAGACCGAAGUAAGAAGAAGCACAAAGUGAUUUAUGGAAAGUGGACAGAGUGCAUGUACAGCGUGGACGCCAAGGUUCACGAAGCAUACAAGAAGUCUGAAAAGAAGGCGGGCGCUGACUCAAAAAAGCCGAAACAGGAACAUGGUUGUGAAUCUGAGGAGGCAGAUGAGAUGCCAGAAGCUCAAGAGACCGUGACAGUGAUACCAGGAAGUGCCUUACUGUGGAGGAUAACGCCGCGGCCUGCUAAUUCAGCACAGAUGUAUAACUUCACCAGCUUUGCCAUGACACUAAACGAACUGGAGCCCGACAUGGAGAGGCUUCUGGCCCCCACAGACUGCCGGCUAAGGCCCGACAUCAGGGCCAUGGAGAACGGAGACAUGGACUUAUCGAGUACAGAGAAGGAGCGUUUAGAGGACAAACAACGGGCCUCGCGCAGGGAACGCUCCGAGGAGGAGGAGGAGUGGUCAACCAGGUGGUUUCAGCUGGGAGCAAACCCUCAUACUGGAGCGGAGGAUUGGCUGUACACUGGUGGAUAUUUUGACAGGAAUUACACUGACUGUCCCAACAUUUAUUGACGCAGGAGCAGGUGUUCAGUUCGAAGAGCUCCAGUCGUUUGUGUCUUUGUGAUGUCCGGACGCUCACAGGUACUGUGUCUUUGUUUGGAUCCAUUAAAAGCUGAUAUCAAAAUCAGAUCAGUACGGACCACAGCAGAGUUUUAGGGUUUUUAGACUUUACUUACUGUAAAUGUUGGCAUCUUUUAUGAGCCCUAAUCAUGACAAUAAUAGUCCACAUGUAUGUUUCUGGCCUGUGUGGGUUGGUAAACCGGUCACCCGUUUAUGUGCGUGUUACAUGCGUGUUGAUGAUGAUGAUGCUGCAGGACACAGAACUCCCGAGAGGAUAUUUUCAACUUUUGAGUUUGAGUUUAGGGACUCAACCGCAAUCUUACCUGUAGACGUAACAAACACUUUUUGUCCGCUGCAUUCAGAUAUCAGGGGUUAUUUAAACACAACUGCUAUUUAAAAAAAAAUGUAUAUAUAACCUAUUUGUGCAUUUUAGUUAACUGUAAAAAGGCAGAUGUGACCGGUUUUCUGUGAAUAGAGACAGUAGAGACAGUAGAGAUGAAAGCUGCUUUUAACCACGUUUACCGUCCCAGUAAACGUAUUGUUGGUACAUUAUGUUGUUCACUGUAACAAAGAUGCUGUGUAUAAUGAUUGGUGCAUGUAUGUUCACCAAAAUGAUUAUUUACACAACGUUAAAGCCAUAAAAACGUAGUUCUGCACUAGGUAUAAAACUGUAAAUGGAUUCACAUAAAAUGUUAAAGCAAAAGGUUACAGAGCGUUUUUAGUUUACAGCAGGAUGUUUUCAAAGUCGGACACCACAAGAAACCUCAUCUUUGCAUAUUCUGAAGCACAAAUGUGAAUAAAAAGUUAAUAACGUAUUUUUAAACCCUUAAUAUAAUUUGUUUUACUUAAGAAAAACUAAACUAAAGUAUAAAGGCGCCCUUGUCAGAUAGGUAGUUCUGUUUUUUUUGUUACGUUUUUCUAAAAGUUUGUAUUUGUUCAUUUUGGCACGUUAGAACUAAUUUUUUUUAUAAAUUUGCCGGAUUGGCUUAGCACUUCCUGUUGGAAAUGUGCCCGUAAGAUGUAUACACAACCCUCACUGGAUGACCGAUACCGAAGAAAAGAAACUGAAUGAUUCUCAGGAAAAUCCUGGAGUUAUGAAGAUGGUCUUUGAUUCUGAUGGGAUUCCUGAAAGGGACUUUUGGACAUGUAUUUAUUUGCAAGAUAUUAAUAUGCAAGUCACCACAAAUGUAAAAGGUGUAAUGUAUAUUUUGUGAUUUUCUGACACAUAUUUUCCCACCAUUGAAAGUUGUGUUUUUGGACUCUGCAGCCUUCAUAAACCUAUGCAAAAAGAUCCAGCCCGUCUGCCCUCCUGACAAAACUCCUUCAGCUUGUAGCCAAUCAACGCUUACAUGAUGGUUUAUAGUUUAUAGUCCUUUUGUAUUUCAAGUCACUAACAUGUGUACACUCAAUGUUCGACGCACAUAUUGUACAGUGAAGAUUUUUUCUACUUCCUUUCUUCCUCCGGCUUCCUUCAUCUUUACUCUGAAUUCAAAGCACUUUGUGACACCUGCAGACACUCUAAAGGUUUUUCUGAUCUCCCUCUUUUUACCAAUUAUUUUUGUCGUCAUGCAUCCAUUUAAAAAUGUUUACAUUGUAUGUUCGUUGAUCCACCCUUAGUAUUAUCCACAUGCAACCAUAUGGCAUAUUUGAGGAAUAAAUAAUGGACUACUGAAACAAACA